GUUUGUUCAGGAGGGAGGGGCCUGCUGCAUGAUGAACGGCAGCAGCAGCAGUGUAUCUGCGUCUCAGAGCUCCAGGGUCAAAAGUGAACAAGAUGACUGGAGAAAGGAGGACUGUCUCACUCUGCUGGAGAGGAUCCGCAGUCUGCUGCCGGACGUAGAUGCCAUGAAGUAUAAAACCACAGAGUCACACUUUGACUGGGAGAAAGUUUGUUUCGGCAGCUUCACUGGAGACAUGUGUCGCCAGAAGUGGCAGAAAGUGUCAACUGAGGUUCGUAAGUACAGAACGAUGACAGAGCUCAUCGUGGACGCCAUCGAGUUUGUGAAGAAUCCAUACAAAGGAAAGAAACUGAAGACUCACCCAGAUUUCCCUAAAAAACCUCUGACUCCCUACUUUCGCUUCUUCAUGGAGAAAAGAGCGAAAUAUGCUAAAAUCCACCCAGAGAUGAGCAACUUGGAUCUGACCAAGAUUCUUUCCAAGAAAUACAAAGAGCUGCCUGACAAGAAGAAGCAAAAAUACAUCGCAGAGUUUCAACGAGAGAAAGAAGAGUUUGAGAAGAACAUGGCUCGAUUCAAGGAGGAGCAUCCGGAGCUAAUGGAGGAGAGGAAGAAGUCCGAUCUGCCAGAGAAACCAAAAACUCCACAACAGCUGUGGUACAACCAUGAGAAAAAGACGUACAUGAAGCUGCACCCAGAGGUGAGUCAAAAGGAGCUGAAGGAGGCGCUGAGGAGACAGUGGUCACAGCUCUCCGACAAGAGACGACUGAAGUGGAUCAGCAAGGCCCUGGAGCUGCAGAAGGACUAUGAGGACAGUAUGAGAGCAUAUCAUGAAGCUCAUCCAGAUGUGAACUCAGAUGAUCACGUUCGUUCCGUCCUCACCAAAGCAGAGCGACAACUGAAGGACAAGUUUGAUGGCAGACCAACAAAACCACCACCUAAUGGAUACUCUCUGUACUGUGCGGAGCUGAUGGUGAACAUGAAGGACGUCCCCAGCACAGAGCGCAUGGUUCUCUGCAGUAAACAGUGGAAAAUGAUGACGCAAAAAGAGAAAGAUAUGUUCCAGAAACGCUGUGAGCAGAAAAAGAAGCAGUACGACGUCGACCUGCAGAGGUUUCUGGAGAGUCUGCCAGAAGAGGAACGAGACCGCGUCCUAACAGAGGAGAAACUGGGCGGGGGCAAAUUGAGUGUGGCUUCCAGCCCUCGCGGAGCCAAGUCUCCGUCUCUCAAGGAUCGGUGUCGGGAGGUGGAGCCAGAAUCAUGUGUACCUACCAGACCUCUAAAAGAAAGACGGGACGGGAAGAAGACAGCAAAGCUCCCAGAGACGCCAAAAACAGCAGAAGAGAUGUGGCAGCACAGUGUGAUCGGAGAUUAUUUAGCAAAAUACAGA
This is a messenger RNA of Paralichthys olivaceus (Japanese flounder), 1384 nucleotides long. Lineage: Eukaryota; Metazoa; Chordata; Actinopteri; Pleuronectiformes; Paralichthyidae. The record is from RefSeq and is a predicted model, not a curated record.